Messenger RNA from Dujonia railenensis, 348 nucleotides. Lineage: Eukaryota; Fungi; Ascomycota; Pichiomycetes; Serinales; Debaryomycetaceae. The record is from the annotation of a GenBank genome assembly.
AUGGAUUGGCAGACCCAGAUAGAUGAGCUAACAACCAUCUAUAAUGAAUAUAGCCAAUUUCUCACUAAAUGCGAACUACUAGUAGGAGAAAAUGCACUUAGACCUAAUAAUUCUACUGGCAACUUGUACGAUAGGGUGAUACAGAAAAGCGAAAGAAAGAAUAUACUAAGAAUCGUAACUAGUGAAGAAAGGGAGCUUGAUAUCACUGUAGACCUUGGUGGAUGGACAGCGACUGGAUUGAAGCACUAUGAAACGUUUGAAGCGUUAAUGAUGGACAUCUCAGCUGGUUUUAGAUUGAAAUUUGGUAACGCAUUAACUGAUAGGCUAAACGAUUUACUUGGUAUGUAG